Messenger RNA from Chiloscyllium plagiosum (whitespotted bambooshark), 6249 nucleotides. Lineage: Eukaryota; Metazoa; Chordata; Chondrichthyes; Orectolobiformes; Hemiscylliidae. The record is from RefSeq and is a predicted model, not a curated record.
CAAGGAUCUCUCCAGAGCUCACUGGUUUGACAGAUCUCAGUUCAUUGCAGUUUCUAUGUAGGAAGACAACCAGACUCGUCCUGGGUCUCUAAUGUGGCAAUAUCAAUGAAAUGACAGCAAUCAAGCAUGCUUUACAGAGAGAUAUUUUCACUCCACAUGAUGAACGAUUGCUCAGCAUAGUCAAUGUCUGCAAGGCAGGCAAAAAGAAGAAAAACUGCUUUUUGUGUGCUACAGUAACAACCGAGCGACCAGUCCAGGUAAAUGUUGUAAAGGUGAAGAAAUCUGAUAAGGGGGAUUUCUACAAACGGCAAACUGAAUGGGCAUUGCGAGAUUUGGCUGUCGUUGAUGCCAAAGAUGCUAACAAGAGCUCUACCAAUCUACAUACACAGCAAGAUGCACCAGUACCCAAAAAUGGGAGGGAGAAUCCAGAGUUUGAUUUGCACUUCGAAAAAGUUUACAAGUGGGUUGCCAGCAGCACAGCAGAGAAAAAUGCUUUUAUUUCCUGUAUUUGGAAGCUCAAUCAGCGAUACCUUAGAAAGAAACUUGAGUUUGUCAAUGUUAGCUCUCAAUUAUUGGAAGAACUUCCUAAAGUUACAGAAGAGUCUGUUCCAAGCGGUGAAAAUCAGAGUGUGGCUGGUGGAGAUGAGGAAUCUUUGGAUGACUACCAGGAGCUGAAUACAAGAGAAGAACAGGAUAUUGAGAUAAUGAUGGAUGGUUGUGAAUAUGCCAUCUCGAAUGCUGAAGCAUUUGCAGAAAAACUAUCUAGAGAAUUGCAGGUGCUGGAUGGGGCCAAUAUCCAAUCGAUCAUGGCUUCAGAAAAGCAGGUGAACAUUCUGAUGCAGCUGCUGGAUGAAGCACUUAAAGAAGUAGAUGAAAUUGAGCAUAAGCUGAGCAGUUAUGAAGAAAUGCUGCAGAGUGUAAAGGAGCAGAUGGAUCACAUCUCUCAAAGCAAUGAUCUCAUUCAGCUCAGUAACACUAACAAUAUGAAGCUUCUGGAAGAAAUAGAAUUUCUGGUGAACUAUUUAGAUCUAUCCAAAGGCCAUAUUAAAGCCCUUACAGAUGGGGAUCUUUCUUCUUCUAAAGGAAUUGAAGCAUGCACCAAUGCUGCAGAGGCCCUUUUGCAAUGUAUGAAUGUAGCCCUUCGACCAGGACAUGAUGAGCUUCAAGCAGUGAAGCAGCAGCAGCAGCAGUUCAAAGAUCUUCGGGAACAAUUUGCCAGGAGACUUGCCAACCAUCUUAAUAAUGUUUUUGUCCAGCAGUUUACUCAGACUCUCACCUUGCACUAUCGCAGAGCUUCCUACCACUCAGUUUCUGGCCACGAUCAAAGCUCCACAUUGGCUCAGCACUCAGUUGAGCUGUCUCUCCCUAAACAUCUUCCUUUCCAUCGAGAUCUACUUAGAUAUGCAAAGCUCAUGGAAUGGUUAAAGAAUACUGAUCAUGAGAAAUAUGAAGGAUUGAAUAAGAACUAUGUAGAUUAUAUAUCCAGGUUAUAUGAAAGAGAAAUCAAGGAAUUCUUUGAGGUUGCAAAGAUCAAGAUGACUGGCACAUCAAAGGAAGGAAAAAAGUUUGCCACACUUCCUCGAAAAGAGAGUGCUGUCAAACAAGACCUAGAGAGUCUCCAUGGAAGUUCUGGGAAACUUACUGGAUCCACCUCCAGCCUAAACAAACUGUCUGUUCAAGGAUCAGGGAAUCGUCGCUCUCAGUCAUCAUCACUGCUGGACAUGGGAAAUAUGUCUGCAUCAGACCUUGAUGUGGCUGAUCGAACAAAGUUUGAUAAGAUUUUUGAGCAGGUCCUAAGUGAGUUAGAGCCCCUGUGUUUGGCUGAACAAGACUUCAUUAGCAAAUUCUUCAAGUUACAACAGAGCCCAGCAUUACCAGGAUCUGUUGUGGCAGACUCCACUGAUGUGGAUGGGCUACUUCUCUCUCGACAACAUACUCUUUUGGGAGACAGACAUUUAUUACCAUCUGAAAAAGAGGAGGCAGGUAUCAUUCGAUCAAUGAUGAUAAAGGUUUUCCGCUGUAUUGAACCAGAGCUAAACAACCUCAUUUCACUUGGGGACAAGAUUGACAGCUUCAACUCAUUGUAUAUGUUGGUGAAGAUGAGUCAUCACGUUUGGACAGCAGAGAAUGUGGAUCCUGCCUCCUUUCUCAGUACCACAUUAGGAAACGUACUUGUAACAGUCAAGAGAAAUUUUGACAAAUGCAUUUUGAAUCAAAUUAAACAGAUGGAAGAAGUUAAGAUAUCAAAGAAGAGUAAAGUUGGAAUUCUACCAUUUGUUAGUGGGUUUGAAGAAUUUGCAGAACUAGCAGAGUCCAUCUUCAAAAUUGCUGAACGUAGGGGGGACCUCGACAAGGCUUACACCAAACUAAUUCGGGCUGUUUACAACAAUGUGGAAAAAGUCGCUAAUGAAAGUCAGAAGACACCAAGAGAUGUUGUGAUGAUGGAAAACUUUCACCACAUUUUCUCAACGCUCUCUCGUCUGAAAAUUGCAUGCCUUGAAAUGGAAAGGAGAGAAGCCAAACAGAAAUAUACAGAGCAUUUGCAAUUUUAUGUGAUAUACUCUUUGGGACAACCUCUUGAGAAACUUAAUCAUUUCUUUGAGGGAAUUGAAGCUCGUGUGGCACAGGGCAUCAGGGAAGAGGAAGUGAGCUAUCAGCUAGCAUUCAACAAGCAAGAGCUACGAAAAGUCAUUAAAGAAUAUCCUGGAAAGGAAGUGAAAAAAGGACUGGACAACCUGUACAAAAAAGUGGACAAGCAUCUCUGUGAGGAAGAAAACUUGCUGCAGGUUAUGUGGCAUUCCAUGCAGGAUGAGUUCAUUCGUCAAUACAAGCACUUUGAGGGUCUGAUAGCUCGUUGUUAUCCUGGCUCUGGAAUUACUAUGGAAUUCACCAUCCAGGACAUUCUAGAGUAUUUCUCAAGUAUUGCACAGUCGCAUUAAUAACUAAUAUUGUCUGAAAAGUAACGAGGUGUCAAGCACCAUUUUCACGUUCUUUGCUAAAGCCUGUAAUAGCUCUUCAUGGAAAUAAUUGACAUCUAAUGCUGGCAUAAUAUUAUUUGUAUAUUUAAAAAAUAGAUACUUAGGCCAAAGCUGAAAAGCUCUUUUUUCUGACACUCUGUUAACUAAUUUACAUGCACAUCUAACAAUAUGUUCAAUUAGGGAUGCAAAUGCACAAUUCUGUGAUAUAUUACUUUAUGUGAUGAAAAGUUUCAGGUUCGGAAAGUUUUGAUGUGUAACACCUGGAAUUUUGUAUUUCUAGCUAUAUGGAUUGGUAAUUUAUUUUAAAAAUACCACCCUUGACUCUAUCUUAAAAUGAGCAUCUUGUGUUAGAAAUCACAAUUUCUGAGUAAUGGGAGAUUUGAGACUGUUAAUUGUUUUCUAGUAGAGCUUUGUGAAAAGCUUCACAAAUUUUGAAAAAUUACUGAGCCUUGAAGUAUUGCCAAAUGAAGCUGUAUUUUAAGAAAGCCGGUUCUUCUAUCAAUGCAUCUCAUAACAAUUUCUUUCAGGAAAAUGGUUACUAUAUUCUAGAAUAAUACAAAAAUCUCUGCUGAUCUAGUUAAAAUUCAGAAUAUAUGCUAAUAUGCUGAAAAUUGCUUAAUUCAGCCUAUCACAAUUUCACUUGUGUUAUUUGCACUGGAUUACACUUGUGCAAGUGCCAUGGAAUAAUUACAAUUAUUGGAUCAUUUGUGUUUUUAUUAUGGUAAAACCACUUUGAAAUAUCAAUACUUUGGAUCAUAACCAAGAUUGUUAAAGUUAUUUUUCAUACAUCUUGGUCAUUGAAUCAGUCAAGAACUGCAACACCCACAACUUUCACUGAUUUUUAAAAAAUACUUUAUUAAUAAUAAUUUAAUUGGUUGCAAUCAUUCAGACUAAUGGGCUUCAAUAACAAUUUUAGUUGGGAGAUUGUGACCUUUCUUCUCAAUCAGUCACAGCCUCUUCAUUAAUUAUUUGAGGCAAUUAGAUUUUUAAUAUCUCCCAUUGAAAUUAUACAAACUGCAUUACUUCCAUUCCUGAAUCAACUUUAAUAUUAGGCAGUACUUUUCUUUAGUAUCCAUUGACCUGAUUCAGAAGGUUAUAAGGGAUUUUUUAAAAAAUACAAACCUGAUGGACCAAUUCAUUCUGUUCUUUACAAGCUAAUAAAUACAUUUUGAUUUUUCUGUGAACCCAAUAAUGAACUAUAAUAAUGCCAUGAGGAACGCUGAUCAGGCAUUUCCAUAAAAUGGCCAUUUUGUGAACCAAACUGAACCAGAACUUUAAAGUGCUUCUCUUUGGUUCUUGUAAAAUAUUUUUUAGUCACUGAAAAUUUCAACCCAAAUUACACAAAAUAAUUCAGCCUAAUAUCUAGCAUAUAUUGUAAAACAAAUGUUAACAUGCCAAUUUACUCUUUAUUCUAGUGCCUGAGGGAAAAAAAAAUUAAUGUGCACUGGUUCAGUGUAAAUUGAGCAUGUAGAACAUAACGGCAAACAGAAGCAAACUUUAAUGAAGUACUCGAGAGUGAGAGAGAUGUCAUUAGUGAAUUGUUUAAUUAGAAAUACAUAAACAGAUUUUUAACUACUUAUUGAACCUUCAGUAAAUAUAAUUCAACUAGUAAAUUUAGGAUACAGAAUGAAAAUAGAAUGGCAGAGAAUUAAGGCUCUUCAGAAAACUUUUAAUUUUGUAUAUCUGGCUUCCAGCAAUUUAAGUUGACUGUGAUAUUUAGUUUCCAAUUCAAUGCAAACUUCUCUAGAAAAUCAAUUAUUUAACACUAGCAACACAGCAUGGAUGUUCUUGCACAUAAGCGUACAAGUUCCCGAACUUUGAUUUUUGAUAUUCCCAAAAUAGAAAAAUAACAAAAACUCCAUCUUGGCUGGUAUUUAUCUCGUGUUUGGGCUAUUUUGUUAUGAUGUAACAUGUGCAUUAAUUAUUUAGAAACACUAAUCAUGACUGUGCAAAAUUUACUAAAUGUUCUGAUGCAUUAUUGUGAAAGAGUGAAUUAGGUUUUGAAAUGCCUACAAGCAAACUACAGUAAUAUAUAAUUGUUAAAACUGCACUGAAAAUGGAGUUCUUUGGUCAUAACAAAUAAGUGAUAAUUCUUGCAUCAGAAAUGAAUCAGGUUUUCAGUCUUUAUUAUAAAAUGUGGAGCUCCCUUCUUAGUGCAGAAAUUAUGACAAACUUGUAGAAUUUUCUUUAAGUAUCAUAUUCUUUGCUGGGGGGAGGGGGCGCUAACAGAUGAAAGGAAGAUAUUUCAGUACAGGAUGUGAAUGAAUCCUGAUAAUCUAUAAUUGUUACUGAUACAUUAACUUAAAUAACUUGAUAUGCAUUUUGUAUGCAGGUAGCAUCUUUUGUUUUACAGGCAGUUGAAUGAUAUUUCAUGGUUAUUAACUGUUAGUAAAAAGGUUCAUAUAUUUAAUGGGAUUCUAACCUAUAUACUAAUGUAUUAGCACCAUAUACUUCUCAAAAUUUCCAUGUCAUUUGCAUUCUAUCAAUAAAAGAUGUGUCGGGCUAUUUAUAUUCACUAAGAUGUGUACAGUGCUGUCACUGCAAGUACCUACUGAUAAAGCUAAUAAUUCUAAAGAUAUUAAACACCUUUUAAAUUUUGUAUUACUAUUAAUUUUGGAAAAUUACUGUCGAUCAAAAUCCUUGUUUGAGCUGGGGAUCAAUAUAAUAACCUACAUGACCAUCCCACUUGGAUUCUGUUUCAAUGCCAAUAAAUACGAUCUAUUAUUUAUUUUGUAAACAAUAACAUUCUGAUGGCCUCAUUGUAUUGCUGCGUUUAAAACACUACCAAUAAAAUAAAUUACAUACUUGUGUUUCAUUUUCUACCCUAUGCUUUAUUCCAUAGUUCCCAAUACAAUACCAAUGCACAAGAAAUAGAAAAUUUGGAAAUAUUCAGUGGAGCAACUAUGGAAAGAGCAUUACGUUUUCAGAAACCGCUUCUUGAUGGUGCUGAAAUAUCCACUUACCUGUCUUAAUAAUAUACAUGUUAACUGAUCAUGAGUUUUUCCAUAAUUUGCUGCUUGUUUGAACAUGUUUCUUUAUUUACAAGUGCAUGCUAGUGUUUUGAGGUUUGUUGUGCUAACAGUAUUGGACAAUUGUGGAUAAUUAAUAGCAUUGAAGCACAUCAAAUCCUAUAUUGACCCUGGAUACUUUUCAGUGACCUGUGCAAUAGAGGAUCUGGUCUUUGAGUUCUGUUACAUUUUUAUGUUGUUAAGAUGGUUAAAAUUUGGCAGCAAACCAACUAUAUAAAUAAAGUGAUGCUCACUGGAAAUGA